AUGAACGCCAAGUGCUCCAACCUUGGAUUCGCUUUAUGUUUCAUCCAUAACUUCAAGAAUCGAUUCAAUUCUUUGCAAGUCAGAUUAGAAUUAAAAUUGGCCCUCUCUACACUAUCUGCUCGUACCAAGACCCUCGUGAAAUCUCUCAAAAUUCAAAUCAGAAAAACUUAUAUACAUAUCCGUGAGGAAGUCUCCUUCAGUAUUUGGAAACUAGAUUUCAAUCAGGAGGACUGGUAUUUCUCGACCAACGUCAAUGAUGCUUAUAUCACAAAUGACAUGCUGGAUGAGCCGUGCUAUCUGGAGACCCGAACCUGGGUUGAUGACCAGAUACCAAUUUUUCUGUGGAAAAAGGAAGGAUUUACCGUGAACAACUGGGUGCAACAUUUUCUAGAAGUGUUGGGCCGCAAGGAAAUCGAUAAACUAUUCUUUCAAUGUAAUCCGGAAAACUUAAAUCUAGAAAUCCUGCAUAAAGCGAUUGGAGAUGUCAAUCAGCUUCACAUUCAACAUCAAUUAUCAGCGGAAAGCUGUCUGCAAAUUGUGCAAUAUUUACAGUCCGCCAAAGUUCUUAGCAUGUUUUUAGGUCUCUCAGAAAACUUUCAGAAAAUUCUGCUUCAGAACUUUGAGAUUGUGAUCCUCACUGCCCGCCAGCCUGCAAUCAUCGACCUCGACACCUUGCUAGUAAUUAACAGUUGCUCUAUCCAGCUCCAAGGGUUAAAUAUCACCAACAAAACUGUCAAUCGCUUUUUAAAACACUGUAUAGCUGGGAGUAACCCGAAUAUGCGGCACUUAGGCGUUUUGUUGCCGGCAAAUGAAGUUUUCUCUGAAACUGAAGUAUUCCGAGGUGUGGAUUGUUCUUUUGCGCCAGAGGAUAGAGAACUAGAGUUCAAGGAUCACAUGGAGACUGUGGAGAAAUCGAAAACUACGAUGGUGACCGGUGGCAUUGAUAUAAGAAAGAAAGAAUCGGGAACAACGGCGACUAUAAAAUGUGAGGAUGGCCAGUUUCAAAUGAAUGUUUGGGAUGACUAA
Caenorhabditis remanei is the source of this 1026-nucleotide messenger RNA. RefSeq lists its product as uncharacterized. Bases 1 to 1026 code for a protein of 341 amino acids. The record is from RefSeq and is a predicted model, not a curated record. Lineage: Eukaryota; Metazoa; Nematoda; Chromadorea; Rhabditida; Rhabditidae. The transcript is spliced from 2 exons.